AUGAGCGAGGUGGUGGUGGUGGUGGUGGAGGUGGUGGCCGUGGUGAUGGAGGAGAUGGUGGCGGGCCGGGCCGUGCUCGCUUCCCGCGGCGCGACCCUCAGUUUGUGGCUCCACUGUGCCUCAUUCACACGCGUCAGACCCGCUCCCUCCGCCGCAGACCUUGCCGUCACACAGAGUCCGCCUCCCCGGCCAGCGAGACAGCUCCGCGAUCUCAUCCGGAAUUCUUUGCUCCCUCACUCACGUGAUCAAAACAAGUGUCAACAGGUGUCUGCCGCGUCCGUCCCUGUUCUGCGUGAAGCACGUGCCUUGUGUCCCGUCCACACGUUCUCUCUCAAGUGCCAGUGCAGUGCCUUUUCCACACGUGCCUUCCUCGCUUGUGCCGCUGCUUCGCCGACGCGACCCACAGGUGCGCUUAGUGUCAAGAUCCCGCCAGCGCUCUCGGCAUUACGUGGCGCCUGCCCGCGGCGACUUCAAGUGUACAGGUGCCUCGUGCUUUGUGCGACUUUACGAGUGCGUAGGCGAGGGCGAAGGGGCAGCGAAGGCGCCAUGGAAGAUCACGGAAGGAUGUGCACCUGCUGGUUCUGCCGCAACAAGAGCCUGUCCAUCAACACCAACACCAGCUCCUCGAGUAAUCGACAGUGAUGGCGAAUUUCUACUGAUCGAGGCAGCGAACCACCUCCCGUCGUGGGUUAAUCCCGAUUCAGCUGAACAAAGGGUG
Messenger RNA from Penaeus indicus, 718 nucleotides. RefSeq lists its product as uncharacterized. The record is from RefSeq and is a predicted model, not a curated record. Lineage: Eukaryota; Metazoa; Arthropoda; Malacostraca; Decapoda; Penaeidae. The transcript is spliced from 2 exons. Bases 1 to 642 code for a protein of 213 amino acids.